Carcharodon carcharias (great white shark) is the source of this 5734-nucleotide messenger RNA. RefSeq names its product SEC24 homolog C, COPII coat complex component (gene sec24c). Gene Ontology annotation, cellular component: endoplasmic reticulum exit site; COPII vesicle coat. Gene Ontology annotation, molecular function: zinc ion binding; SNARE binding. The coding region runs from base 1254 to 4553 and encodes 1099 amino acids. The transcript has 23 exons. The record is from RefSeq and is a predicted model, not a curated record. NCBI's taxonomy places the organism in Eukaryota, Metazoa, Chordata, Chondrichthyes, Lamniformes, Lamnidae. Gene Ontology annotation, biological process: intracellular protein transport; COPII-coated vesicle cargo loading; endoplasmic reticulum to Golgi vesicle-mediated transport.
AGCUCACCACCGUCUUCUGCCAUAGAGGGAGUGCAAUGGAUAUUCACCAUAUUCAUCCCUGGAAUGGUGCAAUGGAGUUAUGAGGACAGAUUGAGGAGACUGGGCUUGUAUUCUCUAGAGUUUUGAAGAAUGAGAGCUGAUCUCUUUGAAACUUACAAAACUCUUACAGGGCGUGAGAGGGUAAAUGUAGAUAGGCUAGUGAGUCUAGAACCAGUGGACACAGUCUCAGGAUGAGAGGCAGGCCAUUUAUGUCUGAGGUGAGGAACUUCUUCGCUCAGAGGAUGAUGAAUGUUUGGAAUUCUUUAACCCAGAGGGUUGUGGAAGCUCAAACAUUGAGCAUGUUCAAGACAGGAAUCAUUAGAUCUCUGGACACUAAUCAAGGGACAUGGGGAUAGUGGGGAAAAAUGGCAUAGAGGUAGUUGAUCAGCCGUGAUCUGUUUGAAUGGCAGGGCAGGCUCGGUGAGCCGAAUGCUUUCUCCUAUGUUCCUGUGUUCUCAAGGCAAUAAAUGCUGGCCGAGCCAGCCAUGCUCACAUACUGUGAAGGAAAAAUCACUCCCUCCAAAAUGCUCUGUCAUCUGACAGUAAUGCUCCACCCAUUCCCACUCAACCAUACUCCAUCACUCCCCAUCAGCAGUCCAUGGCCCUGAAUACCCACAAUCGAGCCCCGAAUCCUAUUAAUCUUUGUCGCAAAUACUCUCCCUCCACCACCCCUUGCACCCUCAAAUCCUCUGAACCUUCACACCUGAAUACACGCUCUCCCUCUCAGCCACUUUUCAACCAAACUAUAGUUUGAAAUCUCACUGUAAGGCAGGCUUCCCUUGGCUCAGUUUGUGUCAGAGAGUUCUGAGUUCAAACUCCAUUCCAGGGACUGGUGCAAUCUGAAGCAAGGACUUGCAUUUAUAUAACACCUACAAUCUCAUGUCUCAAAUGAAGUACUUUUGAACUGUGGUCACUGAUGUAAUGUACAAAAUGCUGUUUUAGCAAUGCUAUUUGAGGAAUAAAUAUUGGCUAGGAUGCUAGUGAGAACUCCUCUGCUCUUCAAAUAGGACCUUUUACUUCCAGCUUAGAGGGCAGUUGGGGCCUCAGUUUAACAUCUCACCAGAAAGAUAGCACCUCUGACAGUGCAGCACUCCCUCAGUACUGUGGUGGAGUGUCAGCCUACAUUUUGUGCAGAAGUGUCUGGAGUCUGUCGUGAAUUCACAAUCUUCUGACUCAGGUAAGACCAGUUUGGGGAUGAACUUGGCCAAAUAAGGAUGAAUCAGCAGGGUCACAUGGCAUCUUAUGGGCAGCCUCAACCUGGUUACCAAGGGUACCAGCAGUUUGGAUACAAUAGUCAACAUACAGCAGGUGUUCCAACCUCUCAAUAUGGACCAUAUAAUGGGCCUGUCCAAGGUUACCAGCCAACCGCUGUACCACAAGGUCCCUUAAGGCCAACAUCCGGAGCACCCCCAACCUCAUUACCUCCCUCAACAGCUGCACAAUCGACAGCCUAUAACCAGUAUGGGCAGGGAGACAUACAGAAUGGUCCUGCAAUGUCUGACCAGAUGCAAAGGUUUCCAGUGUCUCAGUCGUACAUGCCUGGUAGUCAGCCGAUGCCAUAUCAACAAUAUGCACCUCCGGCCAGUAAUGCUCAGCAGUUACCAAAUCAGAUGGCAGCAAUGCAGAUCAGUGGUUCUACCAGUAAUGCACCACCACCUGUCAGUCAGAGUUAUGGACCACCAACUUCUCAUCGUCAAACCACAGGACCAGCAGUGUACACACAAUAUUCUACUCCGCUACAGAAUAUUGCCUCGAACGUACCACAGAGUGGUAACCCUCCUCAGCUUCCCUUUCCUGGUCAGUCAGCCCCAGUGACAACUUUCACCUCUCCUCCCACAUCUGCGGGCAUGAAUCUCCCUCCUCCAUCUGGAGUGCCAAGACCAACAGCGAUGCACGGGCCACCACUGCCAGGACAGUCUCUGACAGGCUUCCCCCCGUCCCAGCCUCCGACAGGACAUUACCCACCCCAACCUAAUCACAGACCUGCAGGUCCUCAGCCUGGAAUGCCAGGGGUAGUGCCCGGUCCACCAACUCAGGGCUUUCAAGUGCAUCCAACACAACCUAGUCAGGGAUUUAUACCUCAACAGAAUGGUUCUUUUGGACAAAUGAGGGCGCCCCAGCCAAAUUAUGCUGCACCUUACACUGGAGCACCAACUUACAGCAGUCAACCCCAACCACAACAAAAACGAUUGGACCCAGACAGCAUCCCUAGCCCUAUUCAAGUGAUUGAAGAUGAUAAGUCAAACAGAGGAUCUGAGCCAUUCUCGACUGGUGUAAGAGGCCAAGUUCCACCACUUGUUACUACUGACUUUGUGAUAAAAGAUCAAGGGAAUUCAAGUCCUCGUUUUAUUCGAUGUGCAGCUUACAAUCUGCCUUGCACUUCAGAUAUGGCAAAACAAUGCCAAGUCCCCCUCACUGCAGUUAUUAAACCGCUUGCUACAUUACCAGCUGACGAGGCACCUCCUUACAUUGUAGAUCAUGGUGAGACAGGUCCAAUAAGGUGCAAUAGGUGCAAGGCUUACAUGUGCCCUUAUAUGCAGUUUAUUGAAGGUGGACGGAGGUUCCAGUGUGCAUUCUGCAGCUGUGUCACAGAAGUACUGCCUCACUAUUUCCAACAUUUGGAUCACACUGGCAAGCGAAUGGACUACUAUGACCGACCAGAACUGUCACUUGGUUCCUAUGAAUUUUUAGCUACUGUAGACUACUGCAAGAACAACAAAAUUCCUAAUCCACCUGCUUUCAUCUUUAUGAUUGAUGUGUCUUACAAUGCACUGAAGAGUGGGCUAGUUCACUUACUAUGUGAAGAGCUUAAAAGUCUGUUGGAUUACCUUCCAAGGGAGGGAAAUGCAGAAGAAUCAGCGAUAAGGGUUGGAUUUGUAACCUACAACAAAGUUCUGCAUUUUUACAACGUAAAGAGCUCAUUGGCUCAGCCGCAGAUGAUGGUCGUGUCUGAUAUUGCUGACAUGUUUGUACCCUUGCUUGACGGAUUCCUGGUCAAUGUAAAUGAGUCACGGGCUGUCAUAAACAGUUUGUUAGAACAGAUACCUGAGAUGUUUGCUGAUACCAGAGAGACUGAGACAGUUUUUGGGCCUGUCAUUCAGGCUGGCCUAGAGGCUCUUAAGGCAGCAGAAUGUGCUGGCAAACUGUUCAUAUUUCACUCAACUCUGCCUCUUGCUGAAGCACCUGGAAAGCUGAAGAAUAGAGAUGACAAGAAGCUUAUUAACACAGAUAAGGAAAAAGUUCUGUUUCAACCUCAGACUAGUUUUUACAAUAACUUGGCCAAGGAAUGUGUGGCACAAGGCUGCUCUGUGGAUCUCUUCCUUUUCCCCAAUCAGUAUGUGGACGUGGCUACUUUAGGGUUGGUAACUUACCAAACCGGAGGUUCCAUUUACAAGUACACUUAUUUCCAGGCACAAGCAGAUGGGGAGCGCUUCCUAAAUGAUCUGCAUAGGGAUGUGCGAAAAGUGAUUGGGUUUGAUUCAGUGAUGCGGGUACGCACAAGCACGGGGAUUAGAGCAACUGAUUUCUUUGGCUCUUUCUAUAUGAGUAACACAACUGAUGUUGAGCUGGCUGCAUUAGACUGUGAUAAAGCUAUCACCGUGGAGUUCAAACAUGAUGACAAGUUGAAUGAAGAUAAUGGAGCUCAAAUUCAGUGCGCUUUGCUCUAUACCAGUUGCAGUGGGCAGAGGAGGUUACGUAUACACAACCUAUCCCUUAAUUGUUGUACUCAGCUUGCUGAUCUGUACAGAAACUGUGAGACUGACACACUUAUCAACUACUUUGUGAAAUUGGCAUAUCGUGGCGUCCUGAGCAAUCCCACAAAGACCGUACGAGAUACCUUAAUUAACCAGUCCGCUCAGAUCCUUGCCUGCUACCGCAAGAAUUGUGCAAGUCCAUCAUCAGCUGGACAGCUGAUCCUGCCUGAGUGCAUGAAGCUGCUGCCUGUCUACCUGAACUGUGUGCUGAAGAGUGAUGUCCUCCAGCCUGGAGCAGAGGUCUCCACUGACGAUCGUGCCUACAUCCGUCAGCUCAUCACAUCCAUGGAUGUAGCAGAAACCAAUGUGUUUUUCUACCCAAGGCUUUUACCUGUGCACAAAAUGGAUGUUGAUAGUGAUGAUUUUCCAGUGGCCAUUCGUUGCUCAGAGGAACGUUUAUCGAAGGGUGGCAUCUACCUGUUGGAGAAUGGAUUGAACCUCUUCAUUUGGGUGGGGAUGAACACACAGCAUGACCUCAUCCAAAGCAUCUUUAACGUGCAAUCGUUUGGGCAGAUUGAUUCUGCACUGGCUACUCUGCCAAUGCUCGAUAAUCCAUACUCCAAAAAAUUACGGUCCAUGGUUGAUAUGAUACGUGCUCAGAGACCCAGGUUUAUGAAGCUCAUGAUUGUGAAGCAAGACGACAAGACGGAGCUGCUCUUCAAACACUUCCUUAUGGAGGAUAAGAGUGUGAACGGUGGAGCUUCAUAUGUGGACUUUCUCUGUCACAUGCACAAAGAGAUUCGACAGCUGCUCAGCUAAACUCGGGGAGCGAAGGGUCGGGGGCGGGCGCAGAGCUGUUUGCAAGAAAGGAGUUGCUUCCCAAUGGGCUCAACCAUCUUGAAGUGUAAACACGGGUCCUAUCUGUCAGCAGCUGCCACAGAGGCAACAUGGGCAUGUGGCUCACUUGUUAAUACUGAUGUAAUGUAAGGAAUUAAUAGUACAGUAUAAUGUAUAUGAUUUAGAAUCUUAUAUGAGAGCUAUCUUUUCAACACUGGUAUUGCUGUGUUCCUUGUGUAUGAGGAGAUGAAAAGAGAAAUGCACUGAGUGUGGUUGGAUGUAUGAAAGAGCUCCUGAUACACAAGCUUUCAAGUCAAAAUAAAUUGAACAAAAUCCAGUUUGUGGCUUUGCUAACAUGGUUCGAUUUUCUGGAAAUUAUUUUUAUAUACAUCUGAAGUAAUCAUUUCAUGUUGUACAACAGCCUUUUUUUCCCCGUUCUGUCUGUUAAUUAGGUCUUUAAAUGUGAAUAGGUUUAUGAAUGAAAAUAAGUUAUCUAUUCACUCUACUGGUGUGAAUGCUUAACAUUUCUAUUGAUCAAAUUCCCUGCUCUACUCCCUUGCAGAUUCUAGGUGAAAGCAUCAGACUUUACAGCGAGGGCCUUGGUGGGGGGUGGGAGAGGUUUUUUAAACACUUGCAAAAUGUGUCAGUAUUUUUGUGUUUCAGAUUUUAUUAACCGAUCAGAGAAGAGAGGGUGUAGCUGAGGUAUUCUCAAACUGCUCUGUUCUAAGUCAUUGAGCUCAGCUUCUGUCCCGCACCAUAACUUAGAAUCCCAAGUGAGCAUUAUCCAACUAAACACAUGAAACCCAAAAAGGAAUGAUAUAACUUAAUCCUUCCUUGUGUCAUCAGCCUUGUGGCUUGAUUGUCAGCUUUGUGAUUGCAAGACUUUGGGAUUUGAAAUGACCCCUGAAGAAAGGGGUACAUUACUGCUAUUGUAUCCAAUACAAGGGAGAUGAACAGUGGUGAUCUGGAGUAAUUAUGCACAUUUCCUUUCCCUAACUUUUUUUUUCCCCCUGGAUAAACUUUGUAUCUGCCAAUUCCUAUUUACUGGAUUGGAUUUCCAUGCUGAUUUUUUUUUUUGCAGCCUGCUGUAAAAGAAAAACAAUGUGCUGUUGUAAACGGGACAUUAAUUUUUGAUGCAAUAAAUACAUUUCUUUCCAAAUGUC